Messenger RNA from Alexandromys fortis (reed vole), 468 nucleotides. RefSeq names its product sperm microtubule inner protein 5 (gene Spmip5). The record is from RefSeq and is a predicted model, not a curated record. Lineage: Eukaryota; Metazoa; Chordata; Mammalia; Rodentia; Cricetidae. The transcript has 3 exons. The coding region runs from base 4 to 468 and encodes 154 amino acids.
AAAAUGGAGUCUCCUGAGACCUUCAUGAGAAAAUUGCCCAUCACACCAGGAUACAGUGGCUUCAUACCAUGGCUCAGUUGCCAAGGAAGCCCCAACGAGGACCAAAUGAAUCACUGUGUGAAAGCCUUCCAGGAGAGGACGCAGAGAUACAAGGAGCAGCAGCAGGAACUGAACUACUGUGUGGCUCGCACCCCGGUCCUGAAGCCCAUCUGCUCCGAGGACACAGUGCUGUGGACGCUGCAUGAGUAUGCCAAGAAGUAUCACCCCCUGACUCUGGAAUGCAAGAAUGUGAAAAAACCACUGGACGAGCCCCCCAUCCCUGGCUGGGCAGGCUUCUUGCCCAGAGCCAAGGUCACUGAAUUUGGCUGUGCCACAAGGUACACCAUCAUGGCCAGAAAGUGCUACGAGGACUUCCUGGAACUGGUGGAGCAGGCCAAGAGGGCACGACGGAAACCUUAUGAUCAGUAA